AUGCGAGCAAUUCAAUGUGCACUGCUAUUAUCAAUAGUGAUAAAAGGUACAAAUCUGGAUGGAAUAGCUUCGAGUCAAGAUCCUUCACCCGACAAAGUUUCUGUUCCCACUGCUCCAACGAGUUCUUUUCUGCUUAAUCCGAAAGAUUAUGAUCCAUCCAGUUUUCACAAUCCGUCGAGUCCUCUUGAUAAUGAUCCUGAUUUUGGAGGAAUAUCCAAACGAGACAAAAGAUACUCCAAACGACUGUUCACUGAUUUCGUUGCCCACAUCUCCACCAUCGCUCGUCUUGCCAAUACAAUCGAAAUGCAAUCGGAUCUCAUGAAUAAUCAAGAUAUGCACUUAAAAGUCGGAGAACUCCUCAAUAUUGGAAAGAUCGAUGUUGUCGAACUGAAAGAGAUCAACACGACCCGUACGUUGGAGUUCAUGCAGGUUUUUAAUAAGUCUGUGGGGAAUAUUGAUAAUACUGUGAUUGACGGAGAGAAGAGGUUUCAACUUUGGGAGGCGAUUCGAAAAAUAACGAAAGAGUUGGGGAGAGUUGAACAUUUUCCGAAUAGGGAUCAAUAUAAUAAGGAUGCCAAUCGAUUUUAUAUGUCGUUCUCUCCGUAUCGAUUCGACGAAGCUUGGCCUCCACUUAGAGCUACUUUGCCUCCUCUACGAGUUUUGAGAAAUUUUUCGACUGAAAGCUCCACCACAAGAAAGGAAAAAGAUGCAGAUGUCGCUCAGUUUGUCGACGUGAGGGAACAAAUCAGCAAAACACUUCCUUUUGUUGUUAGAUUGAAGGAGGGUAUAGAUGGAUUGAGUCGUUUUGAAGGUUGGCGUUUUGAGGUUGAAAGGGCGGUGCUCUCUAAACCAGAAAGACUAAUUCAAGCUAUAGCAUGGCGGCAAGAAGUACAACCAUUACGGGUAUCAAGUUCUGAGAAGACGAAAUCUCUCGACAAGAACUUUGGUGAAGUGGAUAAUAUGAAAAAAAGUGUGACGUACUUUGGAGAUGUUUUUGAAAACUUUGAAAAUCACUUGCUCAAAUAUUCAAAUAAUCCGUCAUCGGGUCUUAGAGGGUUUCAAGGAUUGUCUCUGCUGGCCUCUGAAAUCGAAGAUCGAUGGUUCAAGAAAGUUUUCAAAAAUAUAGGAGACAGGAAGAAGAUGAUUAAUAGUUUGAAACCAAUGUUUACACUAAGGAAUACCACCAAAUCAACCAAAUCGAAUUUCAUGACAGAUUUGGAAACACGAUUUGUUAUCGAAGAUGUGAACUCAUUAGUAAAAGAAUUUCUGAAAAGAAAGACAACUGCUAAGGGAUCUGCUUGGUAUUUGGAACUCUUUGAAAGCUGCGGUAAUACAGGGGGUAAAAUAAAUGAAACCCUAAUGACCAAAGCUUUGUAUCCUAUUUUAAAAUCGCGAGAAUUCGCUGAAAGAUUCGCGGACUUUUGGAGUAGGGAAGACUUUUCUCGUGAUAAUGUGCAAUCACUUCUCGAUGAUUUGAAUAGUGUCAAUAGGAUUUUGAAUCCAGUAAAUUCAACCGAUCAUGUAUAUUGGUUUGAGCAGCUUCCGCGUUUAUUAACUGAAUUGAACACGAACGGAACAAUGAAGAGACUCGAGAAUUCAGUCGAAAGACUGAUGGAAUCUUCGAAAACUUUCGAUGCGAAAUCUUUAGAAUCAGCUGCUUAUCAUUCUUAUUAUUACAGUGACGACACAGAUAGCUUUUUGAAACUGCCGGAAGUAAUACAAGAACAUGGUGUUCACAUCUGUUUGAACAAUCUUCGAUAUGAAGCAGACUAUCUUUAUGAAGCUACUCGUCUCAUCCGGUUGAUCAGAAGACUUGGCGUCGAAGGAACUAAACGAGUGAAUGAUUAUGUUUCUAAAGUGGCAAAAAUGCUGGAGUCGUUGGAUGAAUUCGAAUCAAUUUCAUCAGUAAUGAAGAAAAAUCACAAUGAUGAAGUUGAAAAAGUGAACAAAAUCGAUAAAUUGGUGGUUGCUCGAAUUGAAAACGCAGUGAUUUCCGUCAAGAAUCUUCUUGAACUCAGAAACAUUGGGUUGUUGGAGCAGCUGAAAGCGGUCCAGAGCAAUGCGAAACUCGAGUUUGAUCACAUGGCCCAAUUCGGUCCAAACGACGAAUUGAAGACGCUGUGGCCACUGACAAAAGUAAUUUCGUCCUUGACAAAAGGUCUCAAGUACUUUGAAGAGCACCUCCAGAAGUUUGAUUAUCGAUCACUAAAAAACCUCACUGACUACGACGUAUUUUUCAAAAAACUGAAAGGAAUGCCAGAUGUUACGAUAUAUCCUGAAUCGUUGAUACAAGUGCUGAACUACUUUAUCAAACAUACAAUGCAUGAUGACCGCAUAGAUCAAUUCAUCGAGACAAAGAAGAAACUGAUUCAAUGUUUAUCGAUGGAUUUGGAGUUUGCAAAACAUUUCCAAGGAGUCGGCGAUGCGUUCCAAAAGUUUGGGGACUUUUUGACUCAAGCUUUAGCGGAAGUGGUUUCAGUCCCGGAGGAGAAUCAGGAAGGUCAAGAAGAAGACGAAAUUGACUACAAAUGGAUAAUCGUGGGUUGCGUCGUCUUCGUCGGCUGUCUAUCCGCCGUGGCAGUCUUCGUUCUUUGGAAAAAGAAGCUGUUUUGUUUCAAACGAAAACAAAAUUCCGUAGAUUGCGAAGUGAUGGACCUGGAUCCAGUAGACAACAAGCCAGUUCUUCCACCCCAUCUGAUUAUCGUAGCUAUUGGUACACAGACAUUCGGACGACACCCGGAGCACUAUGAGUUGUGGACCCAGUUGAUGGUACAUGUGAGAACGGCACCGACACCAGAAGAACGACAGUUUCCGUACUUGCCGUUGAUGGAAUCAAAGUAUUUGGAUCCGAAUAUCAAACUGAAUCCAUUCACUGCUCUCCAAACGGUUCGGUUGCACGGAAACAAGUUUCGGAGUCGAUUGGGAACUGUGUUCUAUGCUAUGCAGGCCCCGAUGGAAGCCAACAGCAUGCACGACGAUACUCGAGCGGACUUCUUGGCUAUGAUCGUGAUUGAUGAUGUCGAAUUCAUCGUAUUCCUCGGGGAAACCAGUUCGUGUGGACGUUACUUCACCGAAGGCGUCGGAAAUCUCACCAUCGAAAACUUCACUGUCACAAAUGAGGGGGAGCAACAGUUCCAGAACUCGACGGACAUUGUUGUGAGAACUCUGAUGGUAAAGGACAAUAAGAAGAAGACUCAACGGAAAGUGAAGCAGUUCCAAGUCAAAAACUGGAAAGAAGGAGAUAUUCCGAACUGUGGAUAUGAACCAUUGGAAGCCAUCAUGACGGAGAUUUGCAAGAGUAAAGCCCCAGUCGUCGUUCACUGUACCUCUGGAACCGGACGCACAAUGUCGUUUAUCGGUAUGGAAUACAUUUCGAGAGCUUUGGAGGCAAAUGAGGAGAUGACGUUCGCUGACGCCUUCAAAAAACUCAUCGAGAAGAGAUACUCAGCUUUCGAAAACGCACGUCAGAUCGGAUGGCUUCAAGUCGGGACAGUGUACUUCAUGUCGAUUCGUCACAACGCCGAACUCGUGAUGUAUCAGAACAUCGAGGGCGUCUUCAGAGAUAUGGUGGAGAGAAAUGUCGGAGUGCCGAAAGGGAUCAAGUUCUAG
Messenger RNA from Caenorhabditis remanei, 3609 nucleotides. RefSeq lists its product as uncharacterized. The record is from RefSeq and is a predicted model, not a curated record. Gene Ontology annotation, molecular function: protein tyrosine phosphatase activity. Lineage: Eukaryota; Metazoa; Nematoda; Chromadorea; Rhabditida; Rhabditidae. Bases 1 to 3609 code for a protein of 1202 amino acids. Gene Ontology annotation, biological process: protein dephosphorylation. The transcript has 8 exons.